Messenger RNA from Trametes versicolor FP-101664 SS1, 2136 nucleotides. RefSeq names its product DNA repair exonuclease. Gene Ontology annotation, cellular component: nucleus; Mre11 complex. The record is from RefSeq and is a predicted model, not a curated record. The transcript has 12 exons. The coding region runs from base 1 to 2136 and encodes 711 amino acids. Gene Ontology annotation, biological process: double-strand break repair via homologous recombination; double-strand break repair via nonhomologous end joining; mitotic intra-S DNA damage checkpoint signaling. Lineage: Eukaryota; Fungi; Basidiomycota; Agaricomycetes; Polyporales; Polyporaceae. Gene Ontology annotation, molecular function: manganese ion binding; 3'-5'-DNA exonuclease activity; DNA endonuclease activity.
AUGAGCGACCACAGCGAAGACGAACGCGAGGGUGUACCGCUCCCGACUAUCCGGAAUGAGUACGCGGAUGACACCGUCAAAAUCCUCCUUGCGACCGACAACCAUAUUGGAUAUCUCGAGCGAGACCCUAUACGUGGUCAGGAUUCGAUAAAUGCGUUCAAAGAGGUUCUCCAGCUCGCAGUCAAGCACGAUGUCGACUUUAUCCUACUAGCGGGAGACCUUUUCCACGAGAACAGGCCGUCAAGAGACUGCCUGUAUCAAGUCAUGGCCCUCCUCAGAGAGUAUACGCUCGGAGACCGCCCCAUUCAGGUCGAACUCCUGAGCGAUCCCAACGACGGGAAACCCUCGGGAUACUCCUUUCCAGCCAUCAAUUAUGAAGACCCCAACCUCAAUGUUUCCAUCCCCGUCUUCUCCAUACACGGAAAUCACGACGAUCCUCAAGGCGCUGGUCCCGAAGGCGCCUUGUGCGCGCUCGACGUGCUUUCCGUGUCGGGCCUGAUCAACUACAUGGGCAAGAUCGACCUCCCGCUAGACGAUGCAGAGGCGCAAAAUACAGGAAUCGCCAUCCGACCUGUUCUUCUACGCAAAGGCAACACCCGUCUCGGUCUCUACGGCGUUGGCAACGUCAAGGACCAGCGUAUGCACUUUGAGCUCCGGAGCAACCGUGUACGGAUGUACAUGCCGCGAGACAAGGAUAGCUGGUUCAACAUCCUGUUGUUGCAUCAGAAUCGAGUCGCGCACGGUCCCCAGCAGUCGGUGCCAGAAGGAAUGUUCGACGAUAGCAUCGACCUGGUUGUCUGGGGGCACGAGCACGACUGCCGCAUCGUGCCCGAGCCGGUCGCGGGGAAGCGAUACUACAUUACGCAGCCCGGUUCGUCCGUCGCGACAUCGCUCGCCGACGGCGAGGCCCUCGAGAAGCAUGUAGCGUUGCUGAAGAUCCAAGGCAAGGAGUUCGAGCUCACUCCGAUCGCAUUGCGGAGCGUGCGGCCUUUCGUAAUCGACGAUGUUAUCCUGAGCGACGCGGCCGAGGAGGAGGGCUUCGACAUCAACGACAAGAUCGAGGUUACAAAAUUCUUGAAGACGAAGGUCAACGAGCUUAUCGAGAAAGCCAAUCGCGAAUGGGAUGAGCGAAAUAUACGCGCCGUCGCGGAGGGCGAGCCCGAACUACCGCGUCCGCUCCCGCUCGUGCGCCUCAAGGUGGACACGACGGGAGUGAGCGAGAUGUCGAACCCGGUGCGGUUUGGGCAGGAGUUCCAGGGCCUACUCGCGAACCCGCGUGACGUGCUUACCUUCCACCGCUCCAAAAAGGGCACGACUCGCGCGAGUAAAGUGAAAGCGGACGUGCCCGAGCUGAGCAUCGACGACCCGGACAUGAGCAUAGGCGAGAAGCUGUCGAAGGUGCGGGUGCAGACGCUGGUGCGGGAGUACCUCGCCGCGCAGGAGCUACAGCUGCUCGGCGAAGGUGGGAUGUCGGAGGCGAUUGAGACGUUCGUGGACAAGGACGACAUCCACGCGAUCCAAAAUCAUGUCAAUACGGCGCUGCGCUCGUUGAUGAAGGGUGUGCAGGCGACGGAUGUGGAAAUCGACGAGGACGACUUCGAGGAAGUCGUGGACAAAGUACGCGGCGACCACGAGAAGAAGCGUGCGGAGAAGCAAGAAGACAAACCGUCGAAAAACAAGGGCAAGGGCAAGGCGACCAACGACGACUCCGACGCUUCCAUAGACUCGAUGAUGAUGGACGUUGACGGCGGCGGAUCCGAUUUCGACGACCAGGCGUCAGACGAGCCACCGCCUGCGAAGACAAAGGCAGCCGCGAAGAAGGCAGCACCCGCGAAGAAGGCACCUGCACGUGGGAAGAGCAAGGCAGCUGCGAAGCCUGUAUCUGAUGACGACGACGAGAUUGAAGAUGAGGCGCCUCCGCCUCCGAAGAGGACGAAUCGAGCGGCAGUUCUGAGCCAGUCGACCAAGAAAGCACCCGCAAAGACUCCGGCGAAGAAGGCCGCGGCGAAGUCGUCUGGUAGCAAAGCGACGCAGUCUACACUCAGCUUCGCGCCACCUGGUCGCUCCUCUACGCGUGCCGCAGCAAGUCGCGCGAAGCAGAAGGUGUCGGAGACAAUAGAAUUGGAUAGCGACUGA